Nicotiana attenuata is the source of this 2330-nucleotide messenger RNA. RefSeq lists its product as uncharacterized. The transcript has 13 exons. The record is from RefSeq and is a predicted model, not a curated record. Bases 320 to 1573 code for a protein of 417 amino acids. Gene Ontology annotation, cellular component: SAGA complex. Lineage: Eukaryota; Viridiplantae; Streptophyta; Magnoliopsida; Solanales; Solanaceae.
CCUUAAAACUGCUCUCGCUUAUUCGUCGCUGCUUGGCUUCCUUGCUUGCCACCUCUUCUUUCUUUUUUUUUUUCCCUUCACCCCUUUCAUCGGUUACGUGAAUUCUGCACUCAAAUAUGCCGAGUUCGUUCAAUGGAAUUCUAGGGUUUCAAUGAUCAGCAUUGUCAUUUUUCUCCUCAUUUAUCCCCUCUUUUGCAUUUUCAAACUGAAUUUCCGAAUUUGCUCUAUAUUUCGCUCAAUUCUUAUCGUUUACCCACCGAAUCUGCUCUUUAGAAAUUCUAACUGAUCGCCGAACGUGAACUCUGAUUCACAAAGCUCGAUGGUAUGUCCUCUUGGAAGUGGGAGAAUGAAAGCCUUGGCAAGGCUUCUUAUAGCUGGAAAUAUCCAACAAGCAGCUUCAGACGAAGCAGGCCGCCUUAAAUUUGCUGCUCAGUACAUUCAAAGAGAAUUGAGAGAGGCAGAUGAAGCAAAUUUGAUUGAUGAAGAAGAUAUGCACGUGUUUGGUUUGAGGCCACUUACUGAUCCGUUGCAUUUGGUAUGCUGCAAUGCUUGUAAGAAGCCAAUAAAGGCCAGCCAAUACGUUGCCCACGCAGAGCUUUGUAAGUCAUUAUACUCCGCAGAAGAUAUUGUUUUGGAGGUCAAUGGUGGUGCAGCACACAAGAAACGUCCAAGGAAAGAGAGAAAAAAGUCACUAACUGCAUCUUCUAACCAACCUAGAUCAGUCAGAAAGAAAGCCAAACUUGAAUUGUUAGAAAGUGAUUUUGCUGCAUUGCCAUGCUGUUCAGAGGAGCAUCUUUCAACUGUUUCCUUUCCUGAAGAUAAAAGAAUUUCAUCACACUUAAAUGCGGCCACCAUGAGAAGUUGUUCCAUGGUUAGUCCUGGACUUGUAGAUUGCUCAGAAGGUGCAAUCUCACACCAGGAAAAACAUUCCAAGAUUUUUGGUGCAGCAAAUACUGUUACUAAGAGUUGGUCGGCAAAUUCGGGAGAGGGUAUUCCCUUUUCAGGUGAAGAGCAUCAAGAAAGGUCAAGUGCAGGCAGUGACAAUACUGGUAGUCCUGCUAUCGCAGUUAAAAUUCUCACUCAAGUCCAAAAAUUUCGUUCGAGGGCUGAAGAUGUUCCACAUCCACUUGCAACUAAGAUGUAUUAUUCUCAAAGACAACAUCGUCUCAAAUCAGCUCUCAGCUAUCUGUAUCAUGAGGGAUCAUGUAAUGACAGUGGCAGCGAGUUUGCCUGUCCAAAAGUCUUAAAAAGUAAUGUUAUGCCAGCUGACAUAUUGUAUCAUAGCAACAACUCCCAUAUACAAAUUGAUUACCAGCAGGAGAAGGCACAUGAUCAUUCCUUUCCACUGGUCCAAAAGCCGAAUGUACUUCAAAUGGUUGAUUCUGGAGGAUGUCCGCCACCUAUGAACAUCACAUCCCAGUUUCCUGUGAGUAAUGUCCUAACAAUCACCUCCAUUGGCGUGACGAACAGCGACUAUAAUUCGAAUUCUACUUCAUUUGCAGGCCACCCAGGCAAGCAGCUACAACCUAUGCAGCAGGCUGAGGGAAAUUGCGCAGUUGUACAAAAUUACUAAGGGAACUUUGUAAGGUAGGAUACAUCCACUGACUGACUCUGCUGAAUGGUAGGACUAUUCCAUCCUAGGCUUCUCCACUAGAUUCUAGAGUUGACUCCCUUAUGGAAGACGGUACAGUCGUUCUUCCUUUGAUUUAGACUUUGGUACAUGAAGUUUCCUUUUUUCUCUGACUCACAAAGCUAACUGCCAAUUGUACAUAAUCUUCCAUAUACAACAUGCUUGAGAAUGCAGACCCUAGUGACUUUCAGAUAUCCUUUUGGAUAAUCAUUUUGUACAAAGAACGCCAAUCACUAAAAUAUUCACUUUUGUUAAUGUCCAUAGUCUUGGAAAAUCCUGGGAAGUAUAAUGAUAUCUCUUACAAUUGCCUUGAUAUUUCAUUAUUGUUUUGGAAAAAGGAAAUACUAACUCACUGAUAGGGACUUUUUGGCUGACGCUAUUGACAAGUUUGGUCUUUAUUGUCCUAAGUAAUCAAUAAGUGGCAGCCUAUGAGUGCACCAAUUUGGAAUCCAGCUGCUAGGGAUACUCAUAUUUGUAUUGCUAUUAUCGGAUGUUUGGUGGUAAGUGGCUUUGUGCUGCUAGUCAAAAACAAGAACAAAAAUACUAGUGGAAGAUUGCAUAAUUUGCUCUGUUUAUAAUGCAAUUAGGAGUUUCAAAUACUAGUUGUUAAAGAUAUAGAUGGGUUCAUGCCCCCGAAGGUCCAUUUCCAGGAAUUGCGUCUGUAGCCGUGGUGAAAAAGACGUGAAACAGAAAAACUAGA